Messenger RNA from [Candida] anglica, 2521 nucleotides. Lineage: Eukaryota; Fungi; Ascomycota; Pichiomycetes; Serinales; Debaryomycetaceae. The record is from the annotation of a GenBank genome assembly.
AGGAGAUUUGAAGGACCCAUUCGAACCACUAAUAAACCAGAUAAUAACCUAAAAUGCUGGAUUUGAAGUCUUCAUUCACGUCCACGUCGAUCAAGCCGUUUUACGUGGGGGCUCCGGCCGCCACGGUCUCGCGGGACGGGCUGCUUAUGGCGACUCCAGUGGAGGAAGACAUUGUGAUCACCGACUUGAAUAACAAUGAAAUUUUACAUGAAAUCGAAGGUGAUGGAGAGUUGAUAACCAACAUGGUGCUCACUCCAGACGGCACAAAGCUUGCUGUGUUGUCACAGAGUCAACAAUUGAGGAUUUUCUCGCUGCUUCGGGCCGAUGAAGUGGUUGAGGAAAAACUGUUCAAGAUGUCGUCCCCGGUUUAUAUCUCGACUGCCGACGCCACGUCAUCCUUAUUUGCCUUUGGAGGGUCUGACGGGGUGGUCACAGUAUGGGAUGUGGCCGGUGGAUACGUCACCCACUCGUUGAAGGGCCAUGGGACCACCGUGUGUCUGUUGCUGUUCCAUGGAGAAUUGGGUGGAUCAGACUGGAAGUUGGCGCUGGGUGACACCAUGGGGACAGUUAAAGUGUGGGAUUUGGUGAAGCGCAAGUGUGUGGCCACCAUCAAUGAACACAAUACCGCCGUUAGAGGCGUGGGCUUCAACGUAGACGGCAGUAGGUUCAUGACUGCCGGGAGGGACCAAGUGGUGGUCAUUUACAACGAUCGGUUGAAAGUGGUCAAGACCAUCAGUGUAGGCCACCAGGUCGAAGCCGCUGGGUUCAUGGAGGGUGUAGAUGAAAGCUCAAGCGUUUUCUAUACCGCAGGAAGUGGGAACGUGAUGCAAGUGUGGGAUGCGCAAUCGGGCGAAAAAUUGUGUCAGACAGAAGAGCAAUUGGAGACCAAUGAAGAGUUGGUGAUCACCGAUGUGGUUGAGGUUGAGACUGGGUAUAUGAUGGUUUUGAGUGACCAGACUGUGGUUGAAGUGGAGCGGGAAGUGGUGGAGCGGGAAGAAGAAGAAGAAGAAAGGGAAAAAUUGUCCCUCCCCAUUGUAAGAAGAAUUGCCGGUAACCACGGAACUAUUGCUGAUAUCAAGUACAUAGACGUAGAAGGAGGCUCGGGGAACUUGGUGGCCAUGGCCACAAACUCUCCAGCAUUGAGAAUUGUCGAUUUGGACCGUCCGUUGGAGGUACAACUCUUGGAAGGUCAUAAGGAUUUGCUCAAUGGAGUCGAUGCCACCAGUGAUGGGAAAUGGCUUGCGACUGCCGGGAAGGAUAAUGAGGCCAGAUUAUGGCGAUUCAAUGAAGAUCUGGCCCAAUUCGAAGAGUUCUCGGUGUUUGUUGGACACGCUGGAGCCGUCACUUGUGUGGCACUCCCAAAGACCCCCUUUGAAUCUAUCCCUCCAUUCAUUUUGACUGGAUCUUCAGAUUUAACCAUCAAGAAAUGGAAGGUGAGUCCAGGAACCGUCAAGGUUUCUGAGUACACCCGUAGAGCCCAUGAAAAGGAUAUCAAUGCCAUUGCCUUGGCACCCAACGAUGAGUUCUUUGCCACUGCCUCAUACGACAAAUUGGCCAAAGUAUGGAGCUUGAGUCUGGGGGAAACCGUUGGUGUUCUUAAGGGUCACAAGAGAGGACUCUGGGACGUCAACUUCUGUCAAUAUGACAAGCUUUUGGCCACCUCAAGUGGUGACAAAUCGAUAAAAUUGUGGUCUUUGCAAGAUUUCACCUGUACCAAGACGUUUGAAGGACAUACCAACGCGGUGCAACGGGUACGGUUCAUGAACAAGAACCAACAACUUGUUUCUGCCGGGGCUGACGGGUUGAUCAAGGUGUGGGACAUCAAGUCCAACGAAUGUUUGAACACGUUGGAUGCACAUGACAACCGGAUCUGGGCGUUUGACAUCAAGAACGAUGGAGAUGAGUUUAUUUCCGCCGAUGCUGACGGGAAAUUGAGUCUUUGGCACGAUAACUCCGACGAGGUGGCUGCAGAACGUGAGUUGGCAGCCACUGCCAAGGUUGAACAGGAACAAAAAUUGUCCAAUUACAUCCAUCAACAAGACUGGAGCAAUGCGUUCCUUCUUGCCCUCACGUUGGACCACCCAAUGCGUCUCUACCAUGUGUUCCGGUCGUCUGUAGCACUGAACGAGGACCCGGACUCUGCCGUGGGGCUGUUCAAGCUCGAGAAGACGAUCGCCACGCUCGACGACACCCAGAUCUUGGGGCUUUUCAAGAGAACCAGAGACUGGAACAUCAACCUGAAGCUCUUUGAAGUGGCACAAAAGGUCAUUUCCUCAUUGAUGGGCAUCUUCCCGACCGACAGACUCGUGGAGAUCAAGGGAUUGACGGCGGUGAUCGACGGUAUUGUGGCGUACUCAGAGAGACAUUACAGCCGGAUCGACGGGUUGGUUGAGUCGAGUUACAUGUUGGACUACGCGGUGGAGAAGAUGGCGUAGAGGCACGAGUGGAAAAUUUAAACAGGGUAGUAGAGAUGGUAUAGAAAGAUCUAAUGCAUAUAAUGAAGCACGUACACUGUAGACAA